Coregonus sp. 'balchen' is the source of this 9734-nucleotide messenger RNA. The record is from the annotation of a GenBank genome assembly. Lineage: Eukaryota; Metazoa; Chordata; Actinopteri; Salmoniformes; Salmonidae.
AAAGAGAGAGGGCCCUGUUUGUAAAGAAACAACACGAGCUUGGUUUUGCUGAUUUACACUCUUCUAAAGCUACAUAAGGCGGGGAACACUGCUGCAUGCACAAUUAUUUUUGACAGUGUUAACACACGUGGGUAUUAUUAUUACGUUUCAAAACGCAAUAAAUUAUUCUGGGUUUGCUGCGCAUAUAUUCUGUGUAAGAGGCGAUAGCUUGCUAGCUUGCAAACUCACUGCUGCCCACUAUGAUUGUGGUCUCCUCCUGGUCCAGCACUAGCACACAAAGUUCCUUCGUUAUUGUGUGUGUCAAAUGGCAUCAUAUUCCCCAUAUAGUGAACCACUUCCUCAACAUCAACCCUGUAUGGCUCUGGUCAGAACAGAAGUAAUGCACUAUAUUAGAGAAUUGGUUGCAAUUUAAGAUGUUCCCCAUGUUUCUCUCCACAUAUAGUCCUAUCCUGCAGCGAUGACCAAGUGCAAGAAGAAGAAGAGGCAGGAUGACUUCCAGAAGGUCAAGCUGAAGGUGGGGAAGACUAAGCCUAAAGCUGGCAACGCCACCAACAUCAACUUCCGCACCAAGGGAAUAAACCUAACUGAACAGCUGAAGAAAGAUGCUAACGCACCCACCACACACAGGAAGCUCAACAUCAAGGUAGGUAACACACACACACACACACACACACACACACUCCUCUACUGUACCUUAUGCUGUGUGCCUCCCCUCUUCUAGGACCUGUUGUCCCAGCUGCAUCACUACAGUGGUACAGUGAAGCAGGGAGCUCUUGUGGGACUGAGGGAGCUGCUGACCCUUCACCCCUCCGAGUUAGAUCAACACCUCUCCAGUCUGCUCAGCGAGGCCGCUGCCGUCUUCACAGACAAGGACCCCAAUGUACGGAUGUCUGCCACACGUCUGCUCAGGUUAGAAAAGUAUUUUGUUAUGACAGUGGGAAUUUGACUUCAGGUCUGUUCCCCAACCCCCACAAUACCAUAAACCACUUGAGAACAGCACAGUCCUUGGAGAAAUGCAUUAAUGCCAGUUCCUCUCCUACUGUCGCACCUUCCUACCCAAUCUGGGAUUGGAACCAGAAACUCUCUUGCUACUAGUCCACCUCCCUAACCUUUAACCUCUACUCUCUCCGUGCCCGGCCCAGGUUCAUAGCCCAGAGUGUGCCAGCGGAGCGGACGUCUCCAUUCUUCCCUCUCCUCUCUGCCCACCUCUCCUGUGCCAUGACCCACAUCGAGACAGGCAUCCAGGAGGAUGCCCUGAAGGUCCUCGACGUUCUGCUGGACCACUACCCUGCCCUGCUGGCCGCUCGUCCCGCCCUGCUUCUCACCAACUUCCUGGAGCUGAUUUCACACAGAAGCACUGGGGGCGGGGCCAGGAAGGGGCAGGAGGGGAAGGGGAGGAGCUGGGCCCUGUCAGUCAACCCUAACAGGAACGUGACUGGUCAGCAGUGGAGACUCACCGUGCUGUUCAGGUACUUACACACAUGCAUACACUUGCAAUGAGCAGUAUCCUAAUGGUGUGUAUAUGUAUUUUUCUGUCAUCAACUUUGUGUUAUGUGUUUUCCAGACUGGGGCGUUUUCUUCAGGCGGUAGUUGAGGAGAGGCGAGGGGAGGAGGGGGUUGCGUGUGUCUCAGGUGACAUGUUCGGUGUUUUGAAUGGACAAGGAGGAGCUAACGCACCUUUGGAGCUCAACUGGGAGGAGCUUACCUACGGAAAAGGCGGAUUCCAGGUGUUUGAACAUUCAGGAGCCAUGCCCACUCCGCACUCCACCUUCAAACUCAGGUACGCACAUCACACACACACACUUCGUUAACAAGCAUACACACACACAUACUCUGCUGACUCUCCUGCUCAUCAUCUGUCCCUUUCCUCCACUGUGUUUGUAGGCCGGAGACUGAGCCUGGGGCUGGGGUGAGUGAGGGGCUGGGCACAGGGGAGGCUGUGCGGGGCUUUGCCUCCACCCUGGUGCCCCUUCUACUAGAUGUCUGGGUAGAGGCUAGUGCCAGCGACCGGAGCAAGACUGACAGUGCUCAUCUCCUCACCCCCGACGCCAUGUCACUGAUGUACCAGGUCCUCUCCAUACUACAGCUGCUACGCAAGCUGGCGCCACAGAGAGAACACCAGGAUACACUGGUAACCACACACAUAUGAUCUCUCUCAGUAUAAGAUGUGUGGUUACCUUUGUUCUAUUAACAGUGGUGAUUGUGUGUUUAGGAUGCGUGGUUUCGCAGUGAGUACCUGGGGGAUUUUAAGCAGCACUUCAUGAAGAACUUCCCCUAUGGAAAUCUGGACACCCCUAAACAAAGGAGGAAGACAGACCCCAAGAGGUGAGGUGGUGCUAGGACCCUUGGUGUAUGUGUAGGGACUCCAGCUUUUCCCAAACUAGGGGUCGCUACCCCAUAUGUGUCGCCUGAUUUGAAAAUCGGGUCGUGAGAGAAACACUGGGGGAAAAAACAUCUAAUCUAUAGUCAACUGAAUGCGCCGCUUAGUCAUAGAACAACGGUUAGGGGAGUAACUGUAAAUUUCAGCUAUUAGCGGUUAGGACAAUCAGCGGUUUCUGUUUUCUUCCUACAAAUUUAGCUCUAACCUUUGAACAGUUUGAGCUAUUAGCAAUUAUGAUAUAUAAUAUCGUGGUCCUCUGUAGCUCAACUGGUAGAGCACGGCGCUUGUAACGCCAAGGUAGUGGGUUCGAUCCCCGGGACCACCCAUACACAAAAAUGUAUGCACGCAUGACUGUAAGUCGCUUUGGAUAAAAGCGUCUGCUAAAUGGCAUAUUAUUAUUAUUAUUAUAUCAGCACAAAAUGACUGGGGGGUGGGGGGGGUGGAGAACAUAAUUAAAAGUGUGUAUUUGGGUGUGGUAUGUCAGGAGUAAACAGGCACCUACAAUCCCAGGGCAGACAGUGGAACCCUUGGCUCUGAACGUGCUGCUCUGCCAGGUCAUGGUUUCCAUGGUUACCCUCAGCCAGGGGGAGGGGCCAGCCCAGGAACCCGACGCUGAGUGGCUGAUGCCUCUGAGGGGGUUUGUCCAAGAGACCAUGUCCAGUGGGGCCAAGCUGAGCCAAAGACACCUACACACACUCCUGGAGACUGUCUGGAGAAUGGUCACCACACAACGCAGCAGGGGUAAGACUGUCUGUGUGUGGGCUGUAAAAGGGUGCGGUUAUGAACUAAUCUUAAAUUGUUUUCAAAUGUCUGGUGUCCUAACCGUUGGUGUGUGUGUAGCGGUGACGGAGGACCUGUUACAGGCGGUGUAUGUUCAGUACCAGCAGAUGAACCUGAAUCUGCAGACCAGAACACUGCUACUUUCCUUCUACAGCAGACUGUACCUACAGGAACACAACCACACACACAUCGCCAGGUAACACACACACAUUCUAGUGUUUACUGUACCAAAUAACCAACGAUAUAUGUAGGCAUAACCAAGUCUGGAGUAGACUACUCUGCUCCUAAAACUCUUUCUUCCUCUUCGGUCUCUCCCUUCAGGAGUAGAGUGUUGUCUCGGUGGCUGGCAGCUCUGCCGCUCCAGUUGUCCCAGCUGGGCCACCGUAACCCCGCCCUCUCAGACAGGCUCCUCCUCUCCAUCCAGGCUGCUGCCUCCCGGGGGAACAAGGCCCUGCUGAACUCCCUACGCACACACGCAUGCAAGCUCUACGGUGAAUACGCACACACACACACACACGCAUGCAAGCUCUACGGUAUAUGCACAAAAACAUACACGUAAAGCUCCACUCAUAACAGUCGGGCAGAUCGUAUUAAACAGGUAGUCACUAAAUGGUCAUGCUGGAAAAGACACAAGUGAAGAUGUACCUUUUGGAGCUGUUUUCUAUGUUUCUCCACUGGGGGGCAGUAGAGGUCCAUCUGAACUCCAUAGUAGGAGACUGGGACAGGGAGGGAAGAGGAGAGAGAGGGUAGCAUGUUAUACAAGCUAGAGACAAAGGUUGGAGGGAGUAUGAGGUUGUGGGUGGAGGGGGCACCUGUGUUGUAAUAUAAGCUAAGACAGAGCUGGUGAGGGGGUUUGUGUUGUGAUAAAAGGCCCCAGAGAAGACAGAGCUGGGGAGGGGGUUUGUGUUGUGAUAAAAGGCCCCAGAGAAGACAGAGUGGGCGAUUCACCAUCACAAGACUCCGUUUGUCUGAACGGUCUGUGACAUCAGCAACGUGCGUCAGCAGCCAACAUAACAGAACACAGUACUAUCUGAUCGUUUCUGUUCUCUCUCUUUCACUCUCUCUUUUAUCUCUCUCUCUGUUUGUUUGAUUAAUUUUUUCUUAGACCAUAAACUGGUGAUGGAUAGUCGAUUCACUCUUUUACGUCAACAUUAGCUCCUUGUUGCUAGGUAAGGUGUGUGUGUGGGUGUUUACAACAUCAAAGUCCUGGAUAGGUAAAGGAGUGCAAGCUUUUGUUCCAGCCCAGCACUAACACACCUGCUUCAGCUAAUCAAGGACUUGAUGAUUACAUAUGAUUGUAAUAAUAGGGUUUGUUGGGCUGGAACUAAUGGUCUCCAGGACCGGAGUUGCCCUCCUCUGCUACAGUGGAUGAGCUGUAGUUGGUGUUGUGUAGAGCAGCCAAACUGGUGAAAAAAUACUACAGUCAGAACUUUAACGACUUAAACGAGGUAGAAAGUGUGUAGAAUUGAUAAUGAAUUUACAUUUCUAAAUAAUUUAAUCUCGGAACAAUUUUUUUUCUUCAAUCACAGUAUUUUUAAUAUAAAGCUUUUAGCGGCGCCAUUUUGGUUGGUUUUGUGGUCUCGAACCAGUGAGUUUAUUUAAAUUCUUAAUCAAGAAUAUGGGCAACAUUUUAUUAUUGAGAAUGAAAGAGAUGGGAAUGUUAUUCCCUUGUCAUAUAAUUUCUACAUUUAAUAUCAAUAUAGAAUAAAAAAUAGUUUCCCAGAUUGUAUUUGUACGAUUAUUUUUGGGUCCCGAUACAACCAGUUGAGAACCACUGGUGUAGAGUGUGUAUAUUGACGUGUGUGUGUGUGUGUGUGUAGACCCACAGGAGGGCAGUGUGGUAUUAUUACCGGCUGAGUCUCAGCAGCGAUUGGUCCAGCUACUCUACUUCCUGCCUGUGAUGUCACAGGGUCUGUUGGCCAAUCUGAGUCGCUGCUGCACUGCGGGACGCGUCUCUGCUGGCCUGGCUGCCUCCCUCAUACGCAUCAUACACCUCAGGUAACCCCAGCAACCUCCCAAAGCUACAGAUUGAGGUCAUAAACUCUGUCACUAACCCAGUGUUUAAACUUAAACAACGUUUGACCGUUGAGGUUUCAUCCUCAAAACAUUUAGUUGAUAUCCAGGGCAGACCAACAUCACAUGGCCUUUACUAACCCCAGACGGUUUAAAAUCUUUUAACUUAUUGCGCUUAAACUUUUAAACAUUUUCUAAAUAUAAUUUUCAAUUCAUAAAACUAUUUGUGUGUGUGAGCUGUCAGUCGUUCCUGGUUAGAGAGAGGAGACAGCAGACCGAUGGUUUGCCAGCUUAAUGGAAUCAAACAAUUAACCAAUUAAGACACGUCGAGGGUCGUGGCACAAGAUCAGUGGCACAUGCUGGACACACACACACACACACACUCUCUCUAUCUCUCUAUCUAUAUAUCUAUCGAUCUACACAAAGCAGAGCAGAGUCUUGAGCUCAUGGGUUAUAACCAGGCCUGGCACUUAGUUCACUAGACAUAGGCCUUUAGAUGGCAGUGUUGGUCCUUUUAGUGUGUGUGAGCAUAAGCAAUGUUCUGCUGUUUGGUCAUGCUGUGGUUUGGCAGUGAUUUCUCACACACAUCCGGUCUUGCAUAACGCUAUGAUGUCAUCAAUGUGCAUCGCCAGCAGGUGUGUGUGUAUUUGUGAGACACCCAGUGUUUCCUGUGUGUCUCUGGGGCAGUGUUACACACACCCGACUAGGGGUUGGGGCAGUGUGUGUAGACUGGGGGUUGGGGCAGUGUGUGUAGACUGGGGGUUGGAGCAGUGUGUGUAGACUGGGGGUUGGGGCAGUGUGUGUAGACUAGGGGUUGGGGCAGUGUGUGUAGACUGGGGGUUGGAGCAGUGUGUGUAGACUGGGGGUUGGGCAGUGUGGUGUGUGUAGAGACUGGGGGUUGGGGGCAGUGUGUGUAGAGACUGGGGGUUGGGGCAGUGUGUGUAGAGACUGGGGUUGGGGCAGUGUGUGUAGAGACUGGGGGUUGGGGCAGUGUGUGUAGAGACUGGGGGUUGGGGCAGUGUGUGUAAGACUGGGGUUGGGGCAGUGUGUGUAGAGACUGGGGUUGGGGCAGUGUGUGUAGAGACUGGGGGUUGGGGCGUGUGUGUAAGACUGGGGUUUGGGGGGAGUGUGUGUAGAGACUGGGGUUGGGGCAGUGUGUGUAGAGACUGGGGGUUGGGGCAGUGUGUGUAGACUGGGGGUUGGGGCAGUGUGUGUAGAGACUGGGGUUGGGGCAGUGUGUGUAGAGACUGGGGGUUGGGGCAGUGUGUGUAGAGCUGGGGUUGGGGGCAGUGUGUGUAGAGACUGGGGUUGGGGCAGUGUGUGUAGAGACUGGGGGUUGGGGCAGUGUGUGUAAGACUGGGGGUUGGGGCAGUGUGUGUAGCACAAAGGUUUCUUUGGGAAGUGGAAUGUGGCAGAGACGUCAUGGAACGAUGGCACGUCUCUUAUGUUACAGAACACACCAUUUAUUUAUCUCUAACCCCCCCCCCCGUCUUCUUCACACACACACACACACACACACACACACACACACAUACACACACACACACACACACACACACUCUGCUCGGGGGAAACUACAUUCUGUGUAAUGUGGUCAGUUCCAGAUACGCCUACAGAAAUGGACAUAAGUCUGACCCAUAUAAUCAGAAAACUAACUGGAACAAUCCUCCAUCCUGUAAGAUGACUUUUGUUAGGCUCUAUCACUCAACCAACGCUCCAUACCGUCCUCUUUCUCAGUCCAUUCUAACCUAUUUGCAUGUGCGUUUCAGGUCCUCUUUGAGUGGCUGGUCAGUAGGGUCUCAGGACGCGACCCUGCGUGAUGUUGACUACAUCAGCUUCCUGUUCUCCACCCUCACAGGUCAGGCUCCGCCCACACACGUCUCACUGAUAUCUGGUCAUCAGAUGUGAUCAAUCUUCAGGUUCGUGAAGAAGUACUCUCCAAGGAAACUGACCAAUCUUUCUCUCUUUCAGGGUUUUCAUCUGAUGAGUUGGCCACCCUGCAGGAGGCUGGGGAUGAGAGUGUGCUCCCUCCCUCCCCCCUCUCCCCCCUCAGCCUGUACCCCACCCCCCUGGAGCAAUUCACACACCACUGGGACGUUGUUGAGGUCAGGAAACACCUACCAGGGCUUUAUAAGUGACUGUUGUGACAGAAAGAGGAAGAGAGGGUGAAUGAGAGGGCGAGAUGGAGAGUAGAAUGUGAAAAGAGGACAGCGACCGAGAUGGAGAGAGACUGAGCACUUCUUCCAAUGUAGUGUACCUGUGAGAGAGGUAUUCUGGACACAGUGUCAGUUAUUUAGUUCCCCCUGGUGUCACACACAGGGCUCAGAGGGGGAAGCUUUAUCUGGCCACACUGGCCGAGAGGGGAACCUUUAUCGCGUUGUGCAGGCCGGGUCUGCGUGGUUAUCGGGCACCAUGGAAAUGCUAAUGAGAGCCUGUGGCAUGAUGGGAGUGUGACAUUUGUGCUCGGAAAUUACCGUUAACGGAAACGCACCCCGAAGCAAGAGGUGUGUGAGUGGGGGCUAUAAUCACUAAUUCAGCUCUUCAAUUAGAGCCUGAGAUCCUGGUCGUCUCAUCUCCAUGUCUGAGUCAAUCAGACUGAGGGUUGGGGGGGCAGGGGGGGACAGUAUUAGGGGACGGACCAUGUCUGCUCUGAUUCCACUAAUGAGACAGGAUUGUUUUUAAUGGAGGGGGAGAAUGCCAACAGGUGCACAGGUCUGGGGUCUGGUGUGCACACAUUCUAACACAUUGAACACACCUCAUUUCCAUAGAAGGUCAUGAGAAAUUGGGUUUUGAUUUGAAGUUAAUGAGGAAAGGUUUAACGUUGUUUCACACCUCUGAAAGUUUGUGUGAUGCCCUCUCGUCUCACCUGUACCCCUCUGUCGCUCUCUACACUGUGUGUGUGAGAGAGCAGUGCACUAAAGACAACUUCAUAUUGUAAUGUACCUGUUGGCUCAAACCUGUUAUGUAUCACUUCCUGUUCUCAGUACACAGGAAUGUGGGGAGAAAGACCAUCUGUUAGGUAGAAAAAUAACUAAGUAGACAUUUGCAUGUGUGUGUGGUAAUGUGGUUUGUCUGAUGAAUGGUUGUGGGUGAUGUUGAUUAGAGGAGAGAGUGACACGUGCCUCUCCUUCAUUUGUCCUCUAAUUCCAUCCCUCCAUAAUGUCAUUACUACUAUUGGAUUUCACCCUCCUUACACACACACUUCCUGAUUGUUUGGGCUCAUAAAACAUUGUUUAAAAAGAUUGUCCGAUCCGCCACAUGUCAGCUCCCAUUACCCAGCGUGCCUCAGGACUCGCUUAACCCUUUCAUUUUUAGGAAAAGGGGGAGUCUGGAGGAGAGUUAUCUGGUGGAUGUGGAAGAGAGGAGAGGUUACAAUCUGGUGGAUGUGUAACAUAUUGGUUACAUUACGUUUUAUUUAAUUUAAAAUGUUUGUCAUCAAGCAGACACUCAGAUAUUAAUGUUGUGACCUAUGAACUUUUAAAACAGCAGGAAGUGAUCUUAACCACUGUCUGUAUGUGCCGCCCACAGGAAGUGUGCCACUGCUUGGAGACGCUGGGGUCUCGUUCACAGUGCUUCGACGUGCUGCAGAACGGCAUCUGCAAGAACCUGGUGAGAUGGUGUACUUGUGUGGACUCAUCUCUGUGUGUUUGUGUGUGUAAAACUGUGUCUCUCUCCCUCCCAGAUGGGUCUGGCUGUGGUACCAGACAGUAUGGCAGCAGGGUUGUUAAGAGCUGUGGCCAGACUGUUGGACCUGUCCUUCCUCCCCAGUGAACCUCUGCUGAGGUUCCUGUCCCGCUGUUGCCUCAGCCUACUGUCUCUGCUACUGACCCUACAGCAGGACACCGCCUCAGAGAACAACCACAAGAGGUAGGCCUGUCUGUGUGUGUAACCUGUUUCCUUCCCUGUAGGUAGGUGGUGUGUAGAUUGUAUGUGUGUAUAGAUAGUGUCCAACCUCUCUCUCCCUGCAGGGAGGCGGUGUGGGGAGCGUGUGUGGCGGCGCUGAGCAGCGUUCCCCGGCUGUUGCGGUUGGUUCUGCAGUCGUUGCAAGUUAGGGACCUGUGUGAGGAGGAGCUGCCUCAGCUGGCCCAGAUACUGUCCCUGCUGCUGCAGCACACAGCGCUAUGCAACCAAAUGCUGGCUAACGCAACUCUGCUACAACGCAUCAUACAGGACCUCACGGUAAACACACACAGCCAACUACUCAACCACAUGCUGGCUAACGCAACUCUACUACAACACAUUAUACAGGACCUCACGGUAGUAAGGAAGCUAAAACAAGUAUCAUGUUAGAAUAAAAACAUGACAAUGCAAAAAAAGUGUGUGUUCUGAGGUUCUAAUGACGGUGUGUGUUCCAGAGGUACUGUCGAGGUGAGUCGAAGGAGCAGUGGAUGACUGACCUGCUGUACUGCUACAGCGUAACCAUGGCGACUCACCAUGGAAACCUGGGGCUCCGAGACAUCUACUGACCUAGGCCCCAAACCAACCACAGACCCUUCUUCCUGUUCUCUGUCCACUGUCUAACCCACUUGUCAAACUUAUUCCACGGAGGGCCGAGUGUCUG